This is a messenger RNA of Neolamprologus brichardi, 4962 nucleotides long. NCBI's taxonomy places the organism in Eukaryota, Metazoa, Chordata, Actinopteri, Cichliformes, Cichlidae. The record is from RefSeq and is a predicted model, not a curated record.
UUCAUUCCACAGAUGUGCUUUAACAAAGUGUGAAGCUGAACUCUGAGCUGUGACAGUGUGAGCAGUGUGAGAGUGUCAGUAGAUGAUCAGCAGAGGAAAGUGAAGCUGCUGUGAGCUGAUGUCCUGAAGGGCUUUGAAAGAGUCUCUGAGUUUGACAGGAACAUGAAGAUGUUUGUGGUGUUUGUGAUCCUCCUGCACGUUUCCCAGUAUACCACAUUGGCUGUUGUGGUAGAAGUUUAUGAGGGAGAAAGAUCUGUCCUCCUGCCCUGCCUGUACUCAGGUUUCAUACCUGAGGACUCCACAGUUAUCUGGACUCUCAAUGAUCUUGUUCCCAAACCUGUCCACCUACGAGGAAAAGGAGGAGAUGAUCUUAAUGGGCAGAUCCAGCAGUACAAAGGGCGCACAUCAAUGAGUCCCUAUGCUCUCAUCACAAAAGAUUUCAGCCUUACUCUGAGAAGGCCAACAAAGACUGACUCCGGCAACUACACCUGCUCCAUCAGUGCUGGAGAAAGUGAACGGAGACUGAGAAGCAUCCAACUGCAUAUCAAAGACCAGCAGGUGGAGGUGAAGGUGGAGGUAGGCUCACAGUCUGUCAUCCUGCCCUGCAAAACAAAACCUAACAUACCCGAGGCCACCAGAGUGGAGUGGACUCGCUCUGACCUCGGACUCAUGGUGGUCCAUGAGUAUUCAAACCAAAGUGGCCAACUUAUGACUCAGGAUGAAGUUUACAGAGACCGAACGAAGAUGAAUGAAGACCCACUGAGAACUGGAGACCUCAGUCUGACCCUGAAAUACCCCACAGAGAGAGACACAGGACGAUACAUCUGCACCAUCUACAGGGACAAAGACAUCCUCAGAUGGAAAGUAGUGCUGCAGGUCAAAGGUCAGUGCUUAGAGGUGGUUUCAGGGGUGGAGACUGUCCUGUUACCCUGCAAAACCAGGACUAACCUGCCCGAAGAUGCUAGAGUGGAGUGGAUGGACAGUGACUAUGAGAAGGUCCAUGUUUAUCAGAAUGGCUUUGACCAGCUGGAAGAACAAGACCAAGAUUAUAAAGAUCGAACACAGAUGAAUGAAAAACUGCUGAGAACUGGAGACCUUAGUCUGACCCUGAAAUACCCCACAGACUGGGACACUGACAUCUACACCUGCACCGUCUACAGCAGGGAGGGAAACAUCCUGAAAAAGAAACAAGUCAAGCUGAAAGUCAGAGGUAUUAAGGUGAACAGGGUUUUAGACAGUGAGUCUGUCCAACUGCCCUUCACAACCACAGGAAAUCUGCCUGAAGAUGUAAAAGCAGAGUGGAUAGACAGAGAGAACAGGAAGGUCCAUGUGUAUAAGAACGAUUCUGACCGGCUUGAAGAACAGGACAAGGUUUACAGAGACCGAACAAAGGUGAAUAAAGACCUGCUGAAAACUGGAGACCUCAGUCUGACCCUGAAAUACCCCACAGACUGGGACACAAAGACAUACACCUGCACCGUCUACAAGGAGGGAAACAUCCUGAUGAAGAAACAAGUGGAGCUGAAAGUCCAAGUCCCCAAAGUGGAGGUGGAUUCAGGCAUUGAGUCUGUUCAACUGCCCGUUGAAAUCAAAGCUCACCUGCCCAAAGACGUUAAAGUGGAGUGGAAAGACGGUUCAUACAGAAAGAUCCACAUAUAUCAGAACGGCUCUGAUCAGUUUGAAGAACAGGACAAGGUUUACAGAGACCGAACAGAGAUUAAUGAAGACCUGCUGAAAACUGGAGACCUCAGUCUGACCUUGAAAUACCCCACAGACUGGGACACAAACACCUACACCUGCAUCCUCUUCAGCAGGGAGGGAAAGAUUCUGCUGAACAGAAAGGUGGAGCUGAAGGUCAGAGGUCAGUGCAGCCUCGUGAACGAGGGGGCGGGAUCUGUCCAGCUGCCCUUCAAAACAACAGAAAACCUGCCUGAAGAUGCCAAGGUGCAGUGGAAGAUCAGUGGUGAAAGAAUGGUCCAUGUGUAUCAGAACAGCUCUGAUCUGCCUGAAGAACAGCACCAGUGUUACAGAGGCCGAACAGCAAUUAAGCAAAAGCUGCUGAAAACUGGAGACCUCAGUCUGACCCUGAAACAGCCCACAGAGAGAGACAGUGGAGAGUACAGAUGUGUAGUCAAAACAGAGAAGAUCAAGAGAUACAAAACAGUAUUGCUCACAGUCAAAGGGAGAGUUCAGGUCCAGGAUCAAACAGGGGACAUCAGGAACAGAAGCAGCUCCAUUGAUCCGACUCCUCUGAUGGCUGAUCAAUCACAGCAUGCUCUGGCUGUGGUGGUGGAGGUGAAUGAGGGUGAAAGGUCUGUCCUGCUGUCAUGUCUGUACUCAGGUUCUAUACCUGAGGACAACACCACAGUGAUGUGGACUUGCAGUGACCUCGAUCCCAAAUCAGUACACCUACGUCGAGCAGGAAGAGACGAUCUUAGAGGACAAAACCAGCGUUACAGAGGGCGCACAUCAAUGAAUCGUUACGCCUUAAUCACAAAAGACUUCAGCCUCACUCUGAGGAAACCACAACUGACUGACAGCGGCGACUACACCUGCUCCAUCAGCAAUGGAAGACAAGAACGGAGUAUCAGAACCAUCAAGCUGCAGGUCAAAGACGAGCAGGUGGAGGUGGAGGUGAGGGAAGGGUCACAUUCUGUCAUCCUGCCCUGCAACACAAAACCUGACCUGCCUGAGGACACCACAGUGGAGUGGACUCGCUCUGACUUUGGACUCAUCACAGUCCAUGAGUAUUCUAACAGAAAUGAUGAACUCAUGACUCAGGACGAAGUUUAUAGAGACCGAACGAAGAUGAAUGAAGACCUGCUGAGAACUGGAGACCUCAGUCUGACCCUGAAACACCCCACAGAGAGAGACACAGGAGGCUACAUCUGCACCAUCUACAGGGACAAAGACAUCCUGACAAAGAAAGUAGUACUCCAGGUCAAAGAUUACGAGGUGGUGGUGGAUUCAGGGGUGGAGUCUGUCCAGCUGCCCUGCAAAGCUAUAGUCAGAUUCCUCAAAGACACUAGAGUGGAGUGGAAGGACAGAGAUGACAGGAAGGUCCACGUGUACGAGAACGGACGUGACCAGCGUGGAGAACAGCACCGGUUUUACAGAGGACGAACAGAGAUGAACAGAAACCCGCUGAAAUUUAGAGACCUCAGUCUGACCCUGAAACAUCCCACAGAUGACGACAGCUCCACCUACACCUGCACCAUCAGCAGGAAGGGAAAAUUCCUGAAGGAGAAACAAGUGGAGCUCUAUGUCAGAGUCCCCCAGAAGGAGGUGGAUUCAGGGGCGGAGUCUAUUCUGCUGCCCUGCAAAACUACCAUAAACCUGCCUGAAGUUGCUAAAGUAGAGUGGAAGACCAGAUUCAACAGGAAGGUCCACGUGUAUGAGAACAGACCUGACCAGCUUCAAGAUCAGGACCACCGUUACAGAGACCGAACACAGAUGCCUGAAGACCCGCUGAGAACUGGAGACUUCAGUCUGACCCUGAAAUACCCCACAGACUGGGACACAGACACCUACACCUGCACCGCCUACAGCAGGGAGGGAAACAUCCUGAUGAUGAAACAAGUCGAGCUGAAAGUCAAAGUUUACACGGUGGAGGUGGAUUCAGGGGUGGAGUCUGUCCAGCUGCCCUGCAAAGCUAUUGUCAGAUUCCUCAAAGACACUAAAGUGGAGUGGAAGGUCAGAGAUGACAGGAAGGUCCAUGUGUACAAGAACGGACGUGACCAGCGUGGAGAACAGCACCGGUUUUACAGAGGACGAACAGAGAUGAACAGAAACCCGCUGAAAUUUAGAGACCUCAGUCUGACCCUGAAACAUCCCACAGAUGACGACAGCUCCACUUACACCUGCACCGUCUACAGCAGGGAAGGAAACAUGCUGAAGAAGAAACGAGUGGAGCUCCAUGUCAGAGUCCCCCAGGUGGAGGUGGAUUCAGGGGAGGCAUCUGUCCUGCUGCCCUGCAAAACUACCAUAAACCUGCCUAAAGUUGCUAAAGUAGAGUGGAAGACCAGAUUCAACAGGAAGGUCCACGUGUAUGAGAACAGAUCUGACCAGCUUCAAGAUCAGGACCACCGUUACAGAGACCGAACACAGAUAAAUGAAGACCUGCUGAGAACUGGAGACUUCUGUCUGACCCUGAAAUACCCCACAGACUGGGACACAGACACGUACACCUGCACCGCCUACAGCAGGGAGGGAAACAUCCUGAUGAUGAAACAAGUUGAGCUGAAAGUCAAAGUCUGCCAUAUGGAGUUAGAGGAGGAGGUGGAGUCUGUCAAACUGCUCUUCAAAACCUCAGAAAACCUGCCUGAAGAAGCUGAAGUGGUGUGGAGGGACAGCAAUGACAGGAAGGUCCACGUGUAUAAGAACGGCUCUGAUCAGCCUGGAGAACAGCACCAGUAUUAUAGAGACCGAACGAAGAUGAAUGAAGACCCGCUGAGAACCGGAGACCUCAGUCUGACCCUGAAACACCCCACAGAUGGAGACAAAGGAGGAUACAGCUGUAGAGUCUACGGGGAGAUCCAGAGAUACAAAAGAGUGCUGCUCAGAGUCAAAGUCUGUCAGGUGGGUGAGGGGGCGGAGUCUGUCCAGCUGCCAUUUAAAACAACAGAAAACUUACCUGAAGAUACCAAGGUGCAGUGGAAGGUCAGUGGUGAUAGGAAGGUCCAUGUGUAUGAGAAGGGCUCUGACCAGCCUCACAAACAGCACCAGGAUUACAGAGACCGGACAAGAGUGAAUGAAGACCUGCUGAAGACUGGAGACCUGAGUCUGACCCUGAAACAGCUGACAGAGAGAGACAGUGGAGAAUACAGAUGUGAAGUGAACAGAAUAAAAAUGCCCUCUUUGAUCUACUGUGGUUCUUCUUCUGUGGUGUUUCUGAUGGAGCAGCUCCUCCUGAUGUUUGACGAUGAGACCAGGGUUCCUACAGCUUCAGGUCAGAGAGACUGA